Messenger RNA from Carica papaya (papaya), 2972 nucleotides. Its product is annotated as mRNA capping enzyme family protein. Gene Ontology annotation, biological process: DNA repair; 7-methylguanosine mRNA capping; protein dephosphorylation. The record is from RefSeq and is a predicted model, not a curated record. Gene Ontology annotation, molecular function: mRNA 5'-triphosphate monophosphatase activity; mRNA guanylyltransferase activity; DNA ligase (ATP) activity. NCBI's taxonomy places the organism in Eukaryota, Viridiplantae, Streptophyta, Magnoliopsida, Brassicales, Caricaceae.
UUCUCUCUCUCAUAUUUAUUUCCUCUCCAAAUUUCUCAAGUCGUGAAUUCCUCGUCUCCUCCUCCGUCUUCUCUUCUCUCUCUUUCCUUCGGUAUGGAUUACUAGAAAAACUCGUAUUACUCCCUCCAAAAUAGCUGCUUACUUCCCCGUCUCUCUCUUUUUUUCUCUCUAGGGUUUCAACACAACUUAACAGUGGCGAGAACAGAGAGCCGGUAACUAUAAUCAGAGAGUUUUUUUGAGCUUCUUUUCCUGACAGGAGAACUCUGUUAGGGUUUUUGAAUCGCGAGAGCUUCAAUUUCUCUGCCAAGCAAGAGCCGGCUUCUCUCGGCUCUUCGCGGAGACGGUGUUUUUAGCGAUUAGUGUAUUCGUUGAUUGCAUGUCUUUGGGACAGGGUCCAUGUUGCUCAUCCGGAAUUGAAUGGUUGUUAACAUGGACUUGAAUGCAUCUCCUUUGCCAGAAGAAGAUGAAGAGACAUUUGAAGGGCAUAUAGAAGAAUACGCAGCGCAAGAAGACCGAACAGAGUCCGCGGUUGAAAUUUCUCGCCGGGAGCGUGAAGAAAGAAAGAAGCGUUUGAGAAGUGACAGACCAGCACAACUAUCUCAGCCACCUGUGCAAGAUCGAUUUUAUCAAAAUAAAAACGCUAAGGUUCAUGACAAAAGUAAGAUACCCUCAGGUUGGUUGGAUUGCCCUUCGUUUGGUCAGGAAAUAGGAUGUAUUAUUCCUUCUAAGGUUCCACUUGGGGAAUACUACAAUGACAAUGUUCCUCCUGGUAAAAGAUACUCUUUUAAACAAGUCAUUCAUCAACAGAGAGUGUUAGGAAGAAAACUUGGUCUCGUGAUUGAUUUGACGAAUACUAGUCGGUACUAUUCAGCAUUGGAGUUGAAGAAAGAUGGCAUUAAGCAUGUUAAGAUUGCGUGCAGGGGGCGUGAUGCUGUGCCUGAUAAUGCAUCUGUAAAUAACUUCGUUUAUGAGGUCACUCAGUUCCUUUCCCGUCAGAAACACUCAAAGAAGUAUAUUCUUGUCCAUUGUACGCAUGGCCAUAAUCGCACGGGAUUCAUGAUUGUUCACCAUCUUAUGCGCUCUUUGUCGAUGUCUGUCACUCAGGCAAUAAAAAUAUUUGCUGAAGCGCGUCCCCCGGGAAUAUACAAAAAAGACUAUAUUGACGCUCUGUAUACAUUUUAUCAUGAAAGAAAGCCAGAAAUGGUCACUUGCCCGUCAACCCCAGAGUGGAAAAGGUCUUCUGAACUUGAUCUUAAUGGUGAAGCAGUACCAGAGGAUGAUGAUGAAAGAGGCUCAGCUGCUCCUUUGCAUGAUAAUCAUCAGAUGGAUGUAAUAAUGACAAAUGAUGACAUCUUGGGUGAUGAAAUACCUAAUGACCAGCUGGAUGCACUGCGACAAUUCUGCUACCAAACUCUUAAGUUGAAUGUUGGGGGAAGAGGAUACUCGCAAUUUCCAGGUUCACACCCAGUUUCUCUAAACAGGGACAAUCUACAGCUUUUAAGACAGCGAUAUUAUUACGCCACGUGGAAAGCUGAUGGAACAAGAUAUAUGAUGCUAAUAACUAUGGAUGGCUGUUAUUUAAUUGACAGGAGUUUUAAUUUUAGAAGGGUUCAGAUGAGAUUUCCUUGUAGACAGACUUCUGAAGUAUGUGGUGAAAGAACUCACCAUUUUACGUUGCUUGAUGGGGAGAUGAUUAUUGAUACUUUGCCAGACUCCCAGAAGCAGGAGAGGAGAUACCUAAUCUAUGAUCUGAUGGCAAUUAACCAAGUAUCUGUCAUAGAGCGGCCUUUCUGCGAACGAUGGAAGAUGCUUGAGAAGGAAGUGAUUGAACCUCGGAAUUAUGAGCGCCAUCACAUUUUUCAGAGCAGAAAUCCUCACUACAGAUAUGACCUUGAGCCUUUCAGGGUGCGAAGGAAGGACUUUUGGCCUCUUUCAACUGUUAUCAAACUUCUAAGGGAGUUUAUUCCUAAGCUCUCACAUGAUGCUGAUGGCUUAAUUUUUCAGGGUUGGGAUGAUCCUUAUGUUCCUCGUACACAUGAAGGUCUCUUAAAGUGGAAAUAUCCUGAAAUGAACUCAGUUGACUUUCUUUUUGAGAUGGAUGCUGAUGACCGCCAGAUGCUUAUUCUUCAUGAACGAGGGAAGAGGAAACUUAUGGAAGGGAAUACUGUUGUGUUCAGAGAUGGUUCAGAUCCUGCCUCAUACUCGGGGAAGAUUAUAGAGUGUUCUUGGGAUUCAGAUGAACAGGUGUGGGUAUGCAUGCGAAUUCGGACAGAUAAGUCAACUCCAAAUGAUUUCAAUACCUAUAAGAAGGUGAUGCGGAGCAUAAGAGACAAUAUCACAGAGGAUGUGUUGUUGAAUGAGAUUUUUGAGAUUAUUCGCCUGCCAAUGUAUGCCGAUAGGAUAUCCAAUGAUAGCAAAGCUCACCAGCAUGUAAAUUCAGCACGCCAUGAUAGCAAAUCUCACCAGCAAGUGAAUUCAGCACGACGCAGAUGAGAGGUGUCUGGUAUUCAAUGUGUUCGAAUCUGAUACAGGUUGUACCUUAAAAUAUCUGCACACAGGUCAUUGCUGGUUUUACUUGGCAGAAGUGGGUUGUACUUAGGGUAAAUUACCGGAAGGGCUUCACAGAGAGAUAUUUGUGUAAUUAGCUAUCCCUUUCUAUAGCAUGUGCUAUUCUGGUCAGCUGUAUGGUCCAGUUGGUACACUUAAUAGUUAUCGAUAUCAGGUUAAAAAGGAUUUUUCUGGUAGUUUUUUCAGAUGGAGAGAAGUAGGUUAGAAUGUAUAUUAGUAUUUUGUCCCUUUUAAUGUAGUAAUUGCUAAGUUGAUUACAAGGUAGUUAUUUUUUAGUACAAAACCUUGUUUCACAAUUAGGAUUGUUAUAUGCUCUUUCAUGUGAAUAUGGCUUUGAGAUUUUUUUUCUCUUUUGAGAUGGCAGUGGUGGACCAUCUGAAUUACAUGCUCCUUGUUUUAGGAUA